This is a messenger RNA of Aspergillus niger, 3627 nucleotides long. RefSeq lists its product as uncharacterized. The coding region runs from base 1 to 3627 and encodes 1208 amino acids. Gene Ontology annotation, molecular function: protein binding. The record is from RefSeq and is a predicted model, not a curated record. The transcript is spliced from 4 exons. Lineage: Eukaryota; Fungi; Ascomycota; Eurotiomycetes; Eurotiales; Aspergillaceae.
AUGGAUCGGUGGCGGGCAAGACUUUCGCGCCGGUUAAAACGUUUCCAACAUGAAGAGCCUGCUGCUGACACUCAGUCCACAUUACCGGACUGCAGGCGACGUGACCCCGUUGAACAUGUGAAGGAGCUCUCAAUGAGAGGAAGUACGGCCUCUAUAUCAAGUGAGGAUUCGAUCAGGAACAAGAAUCAGCACGAAGAAGCUGUGCCUCGGAGCCUCCCAGAAAAGAGAAGGUCGCCGUCAAACAGUAACUCCCCAUGCCACAUCAAAAGUUUUACAGGUGAAGAUCGAAAACCCGAUUCUGGCUUGCCCGAGUCCUCAAAAUCAGGUAGCGACGAGGGAAAAGCUGAAAAUUUCUGGAAAGAAGCGUUCGAGAGGCUCCCUCCGACAUCACAAGAUCGACUUCGAGCCCUGGGAUACGAACCGGGUGCGGAGACUCAGCAAGCAGGGGCUGUAGAUAUCCUGCUUAAUGAUCUCCAAGAGAAGCGGGUGCUCUGCGAGGAGAAGACCUGGAAAUACAAUAAUGAAAUCUUCGUGCGAGACUACGCUGCCAAAUGUGCGACAUGGGUGAAGUUGAUCGGGGAUCUCGUCGUUCCGUUCGCACCCUCGCAAGCUGCAGGGCCGUGGGGGUUGAUCAAGGUAGCUUUGGAGAUUCCUGUAAAGUUUGCCGAUGAAAUGGUUGCCCUACUUGGAACUGUAGAGCGGGUUCUGCAGGCCACGUAUCGUGGCAGAGAAUAUGAGUCUGCUUAUGCGACAGGAAACAAUGACAUUGCUGACACUCUACGCCGAAACCUUGUCAAUGUUUACCAGGCUAUCUUGGAAUUAUUGAGCUACAGCAUUAAUAUGCUGUCCAAAUCGACUUGGACUAGGAUUUUGGACACCAUGUUCGACAAAGGCUCGGGGCUAUUCUCGGAGCUGACAGCAAAAGAGGAAGAGCUUGCUAAGACUGCUCAGGCGUGCAGUGCAGCGACAGGUGGAAAGACAUUAUACCACCUCCAGGACGUUCGAAGGCACUUACCCCGCAUAGAGACUCAGGUUGCAGAAAGCCUGGAAAAGCUUGAAUGGGGAGAGGCUAUGGAGAUUUUAGACUGGAUCUCACCAGUCAAAUAUGGGUCCCAUCAUAAUAAUGUGCGCGGCAAUCGGACACCAGGCACGGGUGAAUGGCUCUUACAGAACGGUACAUUCCGAGAUUGGGAAGAAAGCAGUUCUUCGGCAGUCUUAUGGUUGCGAGGAUCUCCGGGCGUGGGAAAAACAUUCCUUACUUCAAGGGUUAUCGAUCAUGUUCAAGAUACUCUCACAAGAGUGCCCAACGAUGAAGGAUUCGCCUAUUUCUACUGCAACCGAACCGAGGACAAUCGAACACGACCCCUUGCCGUAGCGCGGAGCUACGUGCGUCAGUUGUCUGCUUCCGCAAGCAAGAGCAGUUCGUUGUACAUACAAUCUAGGCUUAGGUCCACAUACAGGGAAUUGCGCAUGUGUGGAGAGGAUCUGGACUUCAAGCGCUGCAGGACUUUACUCACCGAAUCUCUAAACCUCUACCCUCGAACAACUUUGGUGUUGGAUGCCUUCGACGAAUGCGAUCUUACUUCGCGUGGUGACCUCCUUCAGCUGUUUCAGGACUUGCUUUCUAGCAGCACAAGACCAGUGAAGUUAUUUAUUGCAAGCCGUCCUGAUGGGGAUGUUCAGCAGCAGGUUCGCUCGUAUCCAAACAUUGACAUUCAGGCGACCGAUAACCACCAAGAUAUUCAGGCCUACAUUAGUCAAGAGAUGCUAAAGCUGAUUGAAAAGAACCGUGCAUUCGGCAAACUCCGAGAUGAAAUUGAGUCGACUCUGUCAGAGAGAAGUCAAGGAAUGUUUCAAUGGACCUAUCUGCAACUCAAACAGCUCGGAAAAUGUAUGUCUCCUGAAGCUAUACGGGAAUGUCUGGGAGCGCUUCCCAAAACUCUCGACGAGACGUAUGACAGACUGUAUGAGGAAAUAGAGGAAAACCCUCCCCACGACCGAGACCUCGCACUACGCGCUUUGAAGUGGGUUCUGGCCGCACGGGAACCACUUUCACGGGAAUUGCUCCUUGAGGCAGUCCGUAUCAACCCCGACGUUAUGACAACAGAGUUAUGUACCCCAAUUACCGACGAUGCAUUGUUGGCGUUGUGUCGCAAUUUCCUGGUCAUCGAUUCCGAGCGGGACGUAUGGAGAGUAUCGCAUCUCUCGGUCGCAGAGUAUUUCGAACUCCGUCGCAGCUGGACUACUGCAGUCACCAACUUUAUGGUGGGCAAAGCUUGUUUGCUAUUUAUGUUGAGUGACACUUGUUGGAACGAGAGCAUUCACGCUCCUAACGACGACGAAGAAUUGUACGCCUUGCCCCUAGAAUAUGAUUUUUCGCGACCAUUCCUCUACUACGUCGCGCGUUACUGGCCAGGACAUAUUGCAAACUUACGCUAUAUCGGCGUGUCGGAUGAUGACUUGUCUACUGUGACCAAGCUUCUAGAAAAGUUUCUUGGUGCUCCACAGGAUAGCAGCGCGCAGUAUCGUGUUUGGGCCCGGUACUAUUCUGAAUUACAACCUGUUGAAUACUCUCUUCUGGUCAUGUGCUUAUAUGGACCCUACCUUGAAGUAUCGGACAGAUGGUGGAAUGAGGUUGAGCUAGAUCUGGCUAAUACUAACGACUCUGGUGACACCUCCAUGCUCCUGGCUGCAAGGUAUGGCCAUAUCCCAACACUGCGGAUUCUUCUGGCGAAAGGGGGAAAUCUUGGCAUACAAGGCAGCUCAACCAUGUCGACACCGCUGAUCGAGGCUGCCGAUAGAAGACGUGUCGAGACGGCCAGAUUUCUGUUGAACCAGAAAGCGGACGUCAAUUUGAAGAUAGACAGGAUGAGUGCCUAUAGAACAUGCGCAUUGGAAGCGGCUAUAAUGGAAGAAGACUCCGAUAUGGUGCAGCUGUUGGUCUCCGAAGGCCACGCAGACGUUAACAUGCAUUUGGACAACUACUAUGGCAGCCCACUAGCAGUUGCCAGUUUUCGUAACUGGUUGGAGGGCACAAAAUUCUUGGUGGAACAGGGCGGAGCUGAUGUUAAUCUGGCUCUGCAAUACGGGAACUAUGGUAGCGCCCUGGCUGCCGCUGCGGGAAGCUGUGGUGCCUAUUUGGAGACAGUGAAAUACCUUGUCGAAGUCAGAAAGGCUGAUGUCAACUUGCCACUCCCCAAAUCUCGUUAUGGUAGUGUGUUGGCCAUGGUAGCGUGGAGAAUGAAAAUAGCCGUCAGAAACUCUCACUGCCGUCGCGCAGCUAACUUGAGAGAGAUUGUUCGGAUUCUGCUCGCGGCAGGAGCCUUGGUUGUUCUGUCUGUUGGAAAACGGAAGAUUGUGGAUGCACUUGAAGCUUCCUAUGAACGUGGGUGCGAUAAUAAACGUGAUGACGGUAAUCCCGGGGAGGACAGUGAUAGCGAUGAUGAAGGUCCAGGUUGUCUCUAUGAAGAGGAUGCGGAUCAUGAGGGUGUUGAGGAAGCCGAGGAAUCCGCGAAGGCCAUGCGUGUUUACCUACAAAGGGCAAUGUGGCAGCAGUAUACAAGUGGCGCGCUUGGUAGAAAAGAAGCCAAAUAUGUGGAGGCUAAAUACGGUCAAACGAAGGCCUAG